Porites lobata is the source of this 11103-nucleotide messenger RNA. Lineage: Eukaryota; Metazoa; Cnidaria; Anthozoa; Scleractinia; Poritidae. The record is from the annotation of a GenBank genome assembly.
AUGGCGAAUGUUGGAGAAACUGUAGCGGAAUAUGUAGGCCAUAAGAUCUCAAAAGUUCGAUGGAUGCCUCAAGUACAAGGACAGUUAAAUCCAUCUGAGACUUUUGUGACGGGAGGCUGGGAUGACCAGGCAAGUAAUCGGGUUGUGAAACAAAGAAAAUCACAGCGUACUCAACAGUUUGACAGCACACGAAUCGUACGUUUGAAAGGUUUUUCGAUUUCCCGUUUCAUUUUCCCACCUUAGAUUAAUAAAUUGUGCGUCUGGAAAGUCGAGGAGCCACCUGGAGAUUCGGCAGCAGCCUAUAACGUAACGAACGAACCCAAACUUUUGUGUGAAACAAAUUAUGCAGGCGAUGUUACAGACAUUGAGGUAAGCCUAUUAUUAUAUGUGUACAUCUAGGAAGUUAAUACAAUAACUAAACUUUGAUUAGACUUUCUGCAGGUACCUCAGUGGUAUUUGUAAGAUACUGUGCAUUCUGAAUAUUUGACAUAAACAUGAGAACAGUCUUAAAUCUAGCUUUAUUUAUCUAACUUGAUAAUUUAAGCUUCAAUUUUUAUACUUUAAAUUAUAACUACUUUCAACUAAUACUCGUCAAAGAAUUGAACUGUCCCACACUGGAUGGUGCUAUUGCACCUAUCAUCAGAGGGGACUUUGCAACGCACCCUGUGAGGGUGCUAAAUUUCCCCUUUUAGAUGGAGGCACAGAGCAGUCAAAGUUAAGAAAUUUCCCCUCCUGGAGAGGUAUCAUAUUGAACAACAUAAAACCACAGUUAACUUGAGAUGCCAUUAGAAUGACCCAGUUCACCUGAUUAGAAAUAGUAGCAACCGGAGAUUACGCAGUCCGCCGAGUCCGCCAUCAUUUCCACUAUGAGAAGGGAGGUAAGCUCACAAUCUUCUAACCUGUUCAUAGACCCUCUGUUUUUCUCUUGAAAGUCCGUCAAGCGCGUGUGAUAAAAUAUAAACCGCAGCGGAUGUAUUGACCGCCGGUACAAGGGGGUAGUGGAGGGGGAAGAAGAAAAUUGACAGUCUGUAGACAUCUUUGGGAGCCACUGAAACUUGCUUGUCCCAAGAAAAGCAAAUUACGGUUGGCUGAACAGCGAUUAUCCUGUCAUCGUCAUGUCAAUGACUCAUCAUGCUUGCGUCAUGCGAGUAGAAGCAUUUGUCAUUGCCUGGACAUGCUAACCACGACACUUACUUUAUAAUAAUUGUUGUAAUUUGUAUAAAAAAAACAUUGAUUGAAAGCACUGCCGACUUGUGGACUUGGGAUGGAGUCAUACUACAAGCUUGUGUUGACCAUGUUGACCAUUAUUAUCUUUUGUAUCGGAGUGUAGACUAUGAUGACUGUUUGUCACAAUUUUCAAGUAAAUGCGUGCUAAGAAGAGCAGCGCCAGGCUGUUUUGGGUUUACUGGAGCAAAAGGAUGUUGCUGCGGUUCUUCCCGUGGGUUUUGUGAAAAGUUUAAUUUGGCAGUUGUUCACGCCAGUGACAGUCAAACGAACAGAAAAGAACAUGGAAUUGUAAUUGCAUCACCAUUACAAAGUAUUAUCGAUGAUCAAGUUGAAGCAAUGAGAGAAGCUGGCAUUUCAGCCAUUGCAUUACCUUGCCACGGAACCAUGAGGUGAUGCAGACAUUCUGUUUUUAAAAAACUGAAAGCUAUCAUUGUUGUGCUCAGUUUCUUGAAAGCUGGCUUAAAUUAAAGAAAAUCUAGUUCGGUUUCUUCUAACCUGAUUACUGCAAUGCGAACAAACCCUACUUGACUGAUCCCAAAUGUUUGGCGGUUCCAAAUGUUUGUCUACAGGCUCUCACCCUUUUCCUUCCCUCUCCUCGCGAUCUUUUCACCCUGUGAUCACUUCUUCAGUUUAUUGAUUUCUGUUUUUAAUUGUUUCAGUGUAUUGACUCAGUAAGAAUCUUGGUCUCAUCCUCAACAGGCAGUGUUAAUUUGUUUCAAUACAGCUCAAAACACCAGGCUAGUACAUGGAUUAUUUUAACAUCUUUUUUGCUUUGAUUCUUGAUUAUUCAGUAAUUCACCAUUUUUGCAUUGCCCAUAAUACAACAUUGUCUUCAAUAGGCCAUUUCCGAGUUCCCCCGAGCCUCUUUUUCAAAACGAAGGUAGCUGCUCAGCCUUUGAUAUGGAAAUCAUUUUUCAUUCUCAUGCAAGUAAAACACAUUUUCACAAGAAAGGUUGGGCACCUAGCCUCAUUUUGAAAGUGAGGGUUUUUGGAACUCGGAAGUGGCCUAUUUCUCUUGGAACGAUUGUAAUACACAGGGUAAAUUAGAAACGAAGGUUAUACAAGGAUUGGGGUGGGGGGGAAGGGGUAAACAAGGUAUAUUAUAAACAAUGUGAAUAUGCUGUAGGAAAAAAUUCUAAUCUUGAUCUUAGCCAUUCAUAGCCUCCCCGCAGACGUCCUUUGGGGUUCGUUUGUCACGCAUUCAUUUCUCCCCCGUGGGGGAGAAAUGAAUGCGUGACAAACGAACCCCAAAGGACAUCUGUGGGGAGGCUAUGCCAUUCAUGACCAAAACUAUUUAUGAAAAGUUUCCCUGUGGUUCAAAAAUACCAUUUUCAAUAACUUGAUGGGAAGGUGUUAUUUAGAUUAUUAUAAUUAUUAUUGCUAAUAAUUGAAGACCUUUCACCUUCUUCCCUUUCACUCUAAGAUUUCACUCAUAGCGACAUGAUGCAUUUCCAAGUUUUGAGCUUCUGGGAAAAGACAAAACAAAGCAAAACUGAUGCCUUUUGUAGUUCACUUGGUACAUUUAAGUAUGCUGUACAAACUGGUUCCUAUUUGGUUCCUAUGGUGUGAUCUUUCAAAAUAAAUGAAACUUCUUUGGGUGACAUUAUUGCAUGGUGGUAUUUGGAGAUGUUUAUUUUACACCAAUCAAAUUUUAACACUGUUUCAAUCUUUUAUUUUGGCCUCUAUUUACAAAUAGCGAAAGUAAGGUUUCUUUGUUAUUCCAGGCCAUUAGACCCCAGCAAGAGUGGGACAUGCUUCAUCAUAUUGGAGGUCGUGCAUGUUCAUGCACAUGUCUUGCAGUAAGCUCAAGCUCAUCAGAAGCUGUAACUGCUGGUGAGGAUGGACAAAUCAACUUUCUCAAACUUGAUCAGAGGCACCCUGUAAGAACAAUAGGUAAGAACACCUUUAAGCCCUCCUUUUAAACAGUCAAAAUAUGUUUACCCUUCUCUCUAACAAGCCCUCCACUCCCCCCUCUUACCACACAGUCUUGAAAAGUCUUUGAAUUCCAUUGUUCCUUAAAAAGGCCUUAAAUUUCUAGGAAAGUCCUUGAAAAAAACUUCAAAAUGUAGUGGCCUUAAACAAAAUUGUCCAAGACAGAAUAUAUAUAAAUCAUGAAUCAAUGUUUUAUGCAAAAAUGAACUAUGAAUUUAAGACAAGUGAACUGAAAAAUGUAGCGAAGUUGGUGAAGCAGAUAGUUCAAGCCUUAAAGCCUUUUUAGAAUAGCUGGGCAUGUGCAUUUUUGUACAAUCUGUGAAAUUAUAUGUCGGUGGUCCUUGAAAAAUGGUUGUAAUUUUUUGUAUGAAGCCUGUAAUAAACUUAGCCCAAAUGUUCUUUUUAAACAAAACUGUAUGAAUUUAAUUAAGAGCCUGAAUUUUUUCAGGCUUUCCCAGAACUGCAAAAGUUCAUCAUAUAUGAUCUUUUUCAUAAUUCUUAGUUCUCAUAUAUGAUUUUCAUAUAUUCAUAACUUCAUCAUCAUCCUUUCACGGGUUUAUAACAAACCAAUUCAACAACCUGCUCCCAGUUGGCUUGUUAGCUCAAUUGGUAGAGCGCUGCACCGGUAUCGCAGAGGUCAAGGGUUCGAAUCCUGUACAAGCCUGAAUUUUUUCAGGCUUUCUUUCCACAACUGCAAAAGUUGUAUCUAAAACUGCGAUGAUCUCCUUUCAUAUAAUAAUUCUUCACCCCGCAGUUCUCAUAUAUGAUUUUCAUAUAUUAUUCAUAACUUAAAAAUAUUAUUUUUGUAUAUUUCUUGUUAGAAGCAGCAGAUAGCACAACCAUAAACAGUAUAACAUUUACAAAAACACACGAGGUAGCCGCUGUAACAUUUGGUGGGCAAAUGAAAGUAUGGGAUCUGAGGCAAACAAGUGAUAAACCUGGAAGAACGAUGCUACUGUAAGUGGCCAAAAAAUGUUUCUUAAUAUUUGCUUUGAAAAUGUUAAGAGUGAGCGGACACGUUACCAAAGAAAUGCAAGGGAAAACUGAAAAUUGUAGCAAAUCAAUGUGCACCAGUAUCUGAAUGUGGUGAAUGUAUAGGGUAGUUAUAAACAUUGAACAUUGUUUGAUUUCAAGAACUGUUUUUGAAGAAAAACUGACAACAUUACCAUGGGUCUGUAAAAUCAAUAGAUACAGUACAUAAUCUGGCACUUAUAAGCCCUAACCCCCCCCCCCCACCCCCAGCUAUGGUUGGUCCAUUUUCCUGUAAACAACAACAACAACUAAACCUGUAAAUAAGCCCCCUCCAGAUGUAUUGAAGUGAACUCGAUUUAUUAUGAUGUUUAAAUUAUGAUGAUUGAAAAAACAGACCCCCCUCCCUCAGAAAAAAUGAAUUUUUUCUAAUUAGGCUAAAACCAGUAAACGCAAAAUGUACUUUGCUCAGCACUGCUAUGAAUAGCGUUUUUUGAAGCACUUUUUCUGCUCCACUAAAUCAUAAGCUCCCUUGGGUAUAAAGACCUCUGAGGGUUAAGAGGUUAAAAAAGAGGAAGUGAGGGUAAGAAAGAGAGUUAACAAAUAUUAGUAUAGGUAAGAGAAUGAUUUGUGGUGAUAUUUGGCAUAAAUACCACAAGUGAUAUGUCAAAAUUGUCAUACAUAAUUUGAGACAAUUUUGAAAUAUCACAAGUGGUAUUAAUAACAAGUAUCACAUACAAAUCAUGCUACCGGUAUUAUUAAUUUUGUUUACACUACUACCCGCAAUUUUUACAUGUAGGUAUUUCAAAUUAAGCUGAAAUACCACUGCUCUAAGCCAAUCAAAUUGCAGAAAUUUCUCAUGUAGUAGUAUAAUAUGGCUAAUUGAUUAACAUUUCAAAUGCAGCAGUGUUUAUGACCGGGGCUCAGACUUAACAACACGUCUGUUUUAUUUAGUAAGCAGUUUCAUUUCAAGUGAAAAAAUAGAAAUAUGUGUGGCUAUUAAAAAGACUAUUUUAUGAAUCUCAAAAUUUGUUCAUUAAAUCUAAUGAAGCACUAGCACUCAAAAUGUCAUCUGUUUGAGUGUUAUUAUACUUUUAUACUGGUAUUAUUAUUUUAUGUGUAGUUCUGGUGAACGAGUGUCGUUGCUGUGUGUUGAUAAACACCCCACCCAGCCCCACCUAUUGGCAGCAGGAGGGCAGGAUGGGGUAUUGAGUAUCUGGGACAUGAGACAGGAACUGUAUCCUGUUACUUUACUGGAGGCACAUGCUGCAGAAAGUGAGUGUAUUAAAUACUUCAGUAGGCUAUUUAGGGCAUCUUUGACUGACCUUAUUUCUAGUGUAAGUCAAGAAUACAUGGAAUAAACAUGAAAAAUGAGGAAAGGGAAAAGGGAAAAUGGGAAAAGGGAGGCAGAGAGAAGUUACUGAAGAACACUCUUGGCAAACAACAUUGGCUGAAACCCUCCUCAUAUGUUCUGCCUGAAACAUGUAUACCUCACUUGACCAUUGUUGAGGACUACUGUGCAUGUACCUUCAAACUGCCCACUGGCUGCUAGCACUGUUGGUGCUCUUUAUAGUCAAGUCCUUUAAAUUGCAUUUAAAUCCCACAGGCAUUCCUUUCUUCCUUUCUCUCUCUAUAUUUUUUUCUUUUUCCCUGCUCUCCAGUUUGCACCUCUCCAAAUAAAUGACCUCUUUUAGUCAGGUCUCUUAGGGUCAGGAUCGUUACAGAGUUGACAAAAGCACCAAACUUUGCACAACGAUAGCUUAUUGCAGUACCAUGAAUAUUAGAGGGGGUGCCCACUGCAAAUAUGCCACUGAAGCGUGCUAAAGAGGAUUUAAUUAUUGUAAAUUUCACCUGCUGGGGUCCCUGUGGUGUUUUGAUUGAAAAUUGUUAUUUAAUACCUUAAAUCACUCUGGAUUCUAUUCUCAGGUUGUAAACAACAAUUUCACUCGAACAUGUGGCAUUCCCAUCCAUUUUUGCUUAUUGAUUGUAUAAUUAAGUUGAUUAUUACUGUGCCCUUAAAGCAAGUUCACAGUCUGCCCACAUGUUCAUAAGUCAUUUCUAAGAUGGCCUCGUCUUUGCUUCAUAACUUGCAAGUACUCAGCUUCUGGGGUCUCUUCUUCUUUUCUAAUGUAUUUCAAUUAGAGGAGGCCUUAUUGUGUGGCUUAAGCCUUAUUUAUCAAGUAUUACUUGUCAUUACAUGUCACUUUAAGCUGAAGAAGGCAAAAAAAAUUUCAGAAAAAAGAAAUUGUCAAAGAGUCUGUUGUAUCACAUAUUAUCAGGGAUUUAAACAGCUAUUCAUGAAGAGCAAAUAACAAAAUAACAGAGCCCAAAAUACUUCUUUCCUAGGGAGGUAAUUAGUUUUUCAGCUUAACAUAGGCCUGGAUGCCUUUCAGUCUCUCUUUAUCCAGUUAUCUGCUGGAUGCUAGUGCAUGUUUUGACAGAGAAGUAAGCACCGUGGCACAAGUCAUAUUAUUUACAAUUUCCGCAGUUUGUUUAAGCUUUACAAAGCAAAAACAACCAAAAAAGAAUCUGGUCUCAUAAACGAAAAAAAGAAACAAGCUAGCCCAAGCUUAAAAAAACAGCACAGUUUAUCAUGAAGCCUCUACAUUUGGCACUGAAGCACUCAUGUCCAAAAAUAAUAACAGCUUAUCAAGUCGUAAAAGUGAGACUCAAGUGGAACAAGAUUGACUCAAAUGAUAAAUGGUGAAUAUUUUAACUGCUGAAACUGUAGAAAGGGGACCGGGCUAACUUUUAGGGCCUGUUUGCAUGGAGGAAGGGGACCCCAGGUAGGAAUGGUAACCCACUUAGGUGGGGUAACCCGCCUGUCCAUAUAAUCUCUCAUUUUAAUUUGAUCACGUUUACAUGAUAGGUGGGGCCACCCUUCAAGGUGGGUAGUCUGGUCUGCCACACCAGGUAACCCUCUCAGCUGAGGUCAAAUUUUGCCAUGUCAACGUUUCAAGGUGAGGAAACCCAGACUAGUCGGGCUGGGAUUCGAGAUAUAUCAAAUUCGCGCAAAAUUCACUUUGGCGCUGGGUGGCUUCACAUAAUUAUUAAAGGUAACAAUAGAAAGCCACAACACUGAAGAUUGCAGCAAGAGCAGCAAUUGAGCGUAGACGUGGUUUGCCAGCAUUUUUCUUGUUUACAUGGUUAGCGACCAUUCAUAUAAUCUUGAGAAACUGCACCCCAGGAUGGCGGGGUUGUAAGAUUGCAUGUAAAGGAGGGUUGUUUUUUUACCCCACCUAAGCAGGUUACCUCACCUACCUGGGGUCCCCCACCUUUAUGUUAACAGGCCCUAAGUCUCCAGAACCGUGAAACUGGUAAUAAACGGUAUACCUAACACGGGACUAGCUAUGAUACUACCGGCCAUCUUUAAGAACGUCAGCAUAGCAGCCAAAGAAGCCAUUAUAUCGGUGUAAAACGAAUAUUAGAUUGCGGUUGUUUCAUGCGUCUUGUUUUGUGACUUUUUCUGUGUUCGUUUUUGUCACCAUCUCCAAAUAUCAAUCAUGUUCAAAACACCCCUACUAACAAAAUAUUUCGUAAAGCUCUUUAGAAUGAUAUUCAGCAAUAAAAACAAGGUGUGACCAGGAGCCGAUUUCUAGGCUCCUGGUGUGGCAACAUAGGCAUAAGUGAAUGCAAAGUUUUCCAGUAUGUAAUCUGUCAAAAAUCUGUUUGAGUGGUCAAAGUUGGGGCUGAUGGGCUUCUUUAUCAUGACCACUCCAUUAUUAUCAGGGACCAGGCCAUAAUUAUUGUUGACCCCUGCUUUUUUGGUAUUUUAUGUAAUUUUCCACAGCAUUAUUUUGUGAAAAGUCGGUAACUGAAUUGCUCUUGAGGAAUUAAUGAUCGUAAGAUUUCGUAACCACGGGGUAUUCGCCUAAUUGCAUCAAACAAAUUACAUUCAUUUUCAUAAAUGAUGCAUCAUUGGUUGGCUAAAAGAGGCCUUAUUCCUGUAAAUUUCAGCUCUUCUGAAGUUAGUUUGUUUGUAAAUUGUAACGCACGCGACGACCUUCCUUUUUUUUGAAAGAUCGUAUAGACCUACCAUUAACACUCUGGUCCAAGGGCUUUGAAGUGAAUGAGCCGCUUACAGGUGUAUAGGCAUGCGGAGACCUCAUACACUUUUUUUUAAAUGCAAAUGUGCAAAAAAUAAAGAGUGUUAAAAAUUCCUGGAGAGGCAUGUUUUACAACCUCGUCCCCAGGGCUUAAUAAAAAGGUAGAAAAAGGUAAAGCGACCAUAUUUUGCGUCAAUAACUCUUGACAGUAAUAAUAAGUGAUAAACUUGAGGUCGACGGUGCGCUCCUUUUACCCCCCUCUCUCCAUUAAUUCUCCAUUUUAAGGGCAUUUAAAGCUAGUCAAAGCUACACAGGAAGGAGAGAAGCUGAAAUAAGGAGGUGUUAACACCGGGCUCGAACUCGGGACCUCUCGCCCCGAAGGCUGCGCACUAACCAACUGUGCCACCCUUGCUCCUCCUUUUCCCCCUGAGGACGAGGUUGACAUGUUUUAAUCAUUAUCUCAAGGACAGGGUUACCAACGAAGCAAAUUAUAAUCUAAUCUUAGCUGCACAAUUACAAAGAGGGCGCGUUGUCAGUUACGGUUCAUGAGGUCGUUCAUGUGGCAUGUCAAACUUUAACGAUUCUAUCGUUUAGGAUGUGAUACAUUUGAGUUUUAUGUUAUUGUAUGACAUCUUUGAAAGCUGGCUUUGUGAUCUGUUUAAAUUGAUAUGUAAUGAUAUUAUCACUGGCAAGUCUUAGCAGUGACACUGAUAGCCGCACAGUCCGCACAAUGAACAUGGCCACACUUACCGUGUGGAGAUUGGGCACUAGUCAGUAUUAUGUACAUGUAAAACUAUUUUGAAUAGUGUAACAACAACUAAACAUUACCAAAUUAAAAACUUAAAAAUUUGCAACAAGUGUUUUUUAGCCAAAUCAAACAAGAAGAGUACUCACCACAGGGCACCCAAUCUGCUAUUAUAGGUGAAAGUUAACCCCCCCUUUUAUCUGUAAUUAGGACCAUUUGUAACGGGCACCCCCUCCAGUAUUAAUCGGUAGGUGCUAAGGAAGCUCUGUGCCAAAUUUGACACUUUUGUCACGUCUGUAACGAUCCGGCCUAUAUUUUGCACUAAGAGACCUGACUAUUAUGCUAGGGACUAGAGAAGUAUUUUUCUUUUCCCAUCUCCAUGAAAGAUCCCCUUCAGUCAUGUUCAAUUAACUCAACUAGAUUCCAGUGGACAAACCUGGAGUCCAAUGGAGUCUAGUCAAGAAAUGAAACUGGAAGAACAGUGGCAUCCACUUGACCUACUAGAAGUCUGGUCAUAAGAUAAAACCAGAGGUGUAAAAAAAAAAAAAAAAUGAGGAGAGAGUCGGAAAGUCAUCUGGAGUCCAUAUGACUGGAGUCUAGUUUGACAGAAUUGGACAACCCUCGAAAGAUCUUCUUAUUGAAUCAUGAUCAUCACCAUGUUGUAUAACUGAAACAUCUUAUUUCAUCCUUCUUGCACCAGUUUGGGAAGUCAAGUUUCAUCCCCUCAGUCCCGACAAUCUAUUCACAUGCUCUGAGGAUGGCUCUCUCUGGCACUGGGAUGGUACCUCUGUAGCUGUGCAAAGUGUCACUGGACUCCCAGGUGCAAAUAAAAGUUUCCUUCCGAGCAGUAUUGGCAAUGGUGCUGGCAUCGGCGGAGGAUAUGACAGCAUAAGUCCGUGGCUUUCAGUGGAUGCAACAAAACAUAAAAUGGAAACAUUUUCUCUACUUCCUUAUAAUAGACUGUCAAUCAAUUCUCUGGACAUCCAAUCUAAACACUUAUUGAGUGGCAGUGACUGUGAAGCUAUUUUUAUCAUCAAAGAUCUUGUCAUUAGAUGAUUACGUCUUUUUUUUUCUAGUAAUAAUGUUUAUAACUUUUAUAAUGUACAUGUAGAUCUAAGGGUGUACAGUGAAAAAAUAAUUUAAUUCUUUCAGGUGAUAAUAAUUUAUAAUAUUAUAGUCAUGUAAGCAGUGUUCUCACCAGGAUUUUGCCUUGGGGAGUCCCAGGGCCCCCUCUUCUGAGAAAUAGGGGCCCUGAAAGAACAUUAGGGGGACAAAGUUAUAAAAAUGCACGGUACGAAGAACCUGAGCCUGCACUCCAAAUUGUCUGUUACAUGAAGUACCUACCUGAUCCAAUGUGGCGGAAGAGGUGUUUACGAUUCAGAGGAGGAGUUUACGAUGUAGUGGGACAUGCGUGGGACCAAUGAAAGUAAAGGCGACAAAAUUAAAGACUUUGACUCUUUUGAUAUCAUGUUUUUUAUUUAUUCAAACAAACAGAAUGCUUUAGUGUUGGGUUGACCAUUAAAACUACUUAAGUCCGUUUGACUUGUAGCUUGCCCCUGCGCCCUAACGGGCGCAUCUUCUUGGUUUUAAUACGCCAUUUCAGUUUUUCUUGCGGGAAUCCCGCAAGGCCGCGGCCUGGUGAGAACACUGUGUAAGACAAUACUUAACACAUGAAAGGUCAUCAUUGUUAUGUACAUGAGGUAGCAGUUGCAUAAAGAAUGCUAGGCUUAAAUUUCUGCCACUCUUAGUCCAGUCAUGUACCUUUCCGAGAAGAGAUGGCUGGAUACAUUAGUGGUCAAUCAUGUCUGAUGCACCGGUGUAUUCAUAAUAAAAGAUAAAAUAUUUAAUUAACGCAUAAUUGUUAAAAAAAAAUACCAGAGUUGACGUGUUGAUUUUGCCUCUCCGUCAACUUUCUCUUUGCCACUAAACUUAGCAACGAUGCUUACUGAUUUCCAUUGAUCUUGCAUUAGCAAAGUUAGGGAUGAAAUUACAAAAAACGGACUUGAAAGUCAUCUCCUUCAUAAUGGCUGUCAACAACCAUUGGUGCAGACUGAAAAAUUUAUAAUAAUUCAAUUAUUGUCAGUUUUUGAAUAACAAAAACAUCCUCACCAUUCAGCAGCUUCUCUACUACUGUAGCUCUUUUCAUUGUAAAUAUUUCAGGUUUUUAUUAAGCUUAAAAUGCCC